GACAAGUACUGUGCAGUCCGAGUCUCCUUCCCUUACUUUUGCAAUGGCUCCUGCCGGUCUUUCUGCCAAGAAAACGAAUACUCCUGUUUCACUUCGCAGCGUGCACGUGGAGGCAACAGUCCGUGGCUAUACAGCUAGUGUCGCGUCUACUCUCGAGUAUGACAAUCAGGAAGAACAUCCGAUCGAGGCCGUAUUCACUUUCCCAUUAGAUGCUUCGUCUGCGGUCGUCAGCUUUGCAGCCACUAUACAAGACAGGAAGAUCAUUGGAGUAAUACAAGAGAAGCAAACGGCUAGAGAAACGUACGAUGACGCCAUCACUAGUGGCCGGUCAGCAUUUCUUAUGGAAUCAGAACGGAAAGACAUUUUCACUAUAGCUGUGGGAAACUUGCCACCAAAUGAAAAGGCAGAAAUAACUGUAGCUUUUGUAAUGGAAUUGCCUACCGAGCACGAUGGGUCUGUGCUGUUUAAUCUACCAUCUGUGUUGAAGCCACGCUACAGCCCAGUGGAGGAAUCCAUGUCUGAAGAAUCCAGUAAUCCCACUGUUAGUGUCACCUACCUUCCAGCUCAUGCUAUUCCAUACACAUUUGAUUUUGGCAUGAACGUUCAUGCUGAUGUUGAUAAAGUGGAGUCCACAACCCAUAAACUAGAUAUUCAUCAAUCCACUGACAAAGAAGGAUAUCAGCUGACAACAGUCAAGUUAGCUGAAAACCAUCACUUUGACAAAGAUCUGGCGAUAACAAUUUCACCAAGCCAGCCUCACCGGCCUCAUGCCAUUGUAGAGCAUGGUAGCAGAGAUAUGUCUGGUGUCCCAUUCCUCAUGAAUCCAGCCAUUACGCUGAAUUACUUUCCCGACUUUUCUUCGGCUGAAACAUUGUGUGAGCUUAUCUUUGUCAUUGACCGAAGUGGCAGUAUGCGGGGAGAGUACAUCGAGGCGGCUAAAAGCACACUCAUACUGUUCCUCAAGAGUAUCUCUGAAGGAUGUCAUUUUAAUAUUGUGGGUUUUGGUUCCAGUUACGAGUCAUUAUUUCAAGAGAGUGCUCCAUAUGACCAGAAACAUCUCGACCAAGCAUCUGCUCAUACAGAGUCUAUCCAGGCUGAUAUGGGUGGCACUAACCUACUUCCACCUCUUCAGGAAAUCUUCAAGAUGCCAUCCAUCAAGGGCCUUCCCAAGCAAGUGUUUGUGUUGACUGAUGGAGCAGUUUCCGAUACUACUAGUGUCAUCAAACUAGUAAAGAAAAAUUCUCACAUUGCUAGGUGUUUUGCUGUGGGUAUUGGAUCGGGAGCCUCAACUGCUCUGGUGAAAGGCAUAGCUGAUGCUGGAUGUGGAUCCAGUGAAUUUGUAAAAUCAGGCGAGAAAAUGCAACCAAAAGUCAUUAGAAUGCUGAAAAGGGCUCUUACUCCCUCUCUUUCUGACGUUCACAUUGACUGGUCGCUUCCUCCUGGAAUGGUGAUUCAGGCUCCAUCAAAGGUCUCUCCUGUGUUCAGUGGUGAUCGUCUUAUCAUAUAUGGUCUGCUGUCAAAUGUUACAGCUGCAUCUCCACAUGUGGAAUAUCAUGCCACUUUGCGAGGUGUCAUUAGUGGUGAUCCAUUCACAUGGUCGGUUGCCUUUUCUUGUCACCCUGAAGCACGUGAAAUGAAUAAGACCAUCCACCAACUGGCGGCAAAGUCCAUCAUCCAUGACUUACAAGAGGACGAAUUAGCAGUCGAGUCAGAGAAGAUACUGAAGUCACUCUUGACUAAAGAAGGAAUGAAGCCUCCAGAUGCAAAGAAGGAAUUAUUAGUUCAGCUAAGUGUUGCUGCUAACGUGAUAUCACAAGAGACUGCAUUUGUGGCUGUUGACGAAGGUAGAAUGGAACCAAUACAGGGGGGCUUGCAGUUGCAGCAAGUGCCGAUAACGAUGCACUCUAUAGUUUUCGAACAAAUACAAAUGCAUUGUAGGGAUAGGGAAUUGCCUGCAUCUUCAUCCCGACGUAAACGACGUAAACGUGGCUAUUUACCAACAUCAUGUAGUUAUUCACCAACACCUAAAUAUUCACCAACAUCACCUAGCUAUUCACCAACAUCACCUAGUUAUUCACCAACAUCACCUAGUUAUUCACCAACAUCACCUACUUAUUCAACAACAGCACAUCAUUUGCAGAAUUUACGUGAACGACUAAGCCACAAGCCACAAGCCACUGCCCACUUAUAUAUGCAUGAUGAAGGAGAUCAGGAUGAGUGGGAAAAAUAUGAUUGUGGAGCAAGCACUCAUUCUGCCAAGGUUGAAGAUCCUACUGUAUCUCCAAGUGUUUUCUUAGCAAUGGUGUCUGAGCAAAGAGCAUCUGGAGCAUGGCAGUUGAAUAGCACCAUUGCAAAAUUACUGAAUAAGUCUGUUGCUGACAUGGAGGCCAUGUCACCAUUUAACAAGUCACAGUCUGAGUCACUCUCGACCAUCUGGGCAACGUGCAUAGUAAUAGCUUGGCUUGAGCUGAAGUGUGCUGAUCUAAAAGAUGAAUGGGAGAUAUUGGCAAACAAGGCAAAUGCAUGGUUAAAGAAACAGUCAUUCCCCCAGCUUUUCACCUUUGACAGUGUUCUUGAUGUGGCAAGAAAGUUAUUUUGAUGUAGUUAAAGAGUGCAAGUGUCGCUGCCUCUGAAGUUUGAUAUGUUUCUGUGGUGAUUUAGAUUUGUAGUGUGGAAUUGCUGCAUUUUUUUAGAUCAAACUGUCAAGCAGAGACAUUACAAUCGCUGCUAUCAGUUGAAAAUAGAGCUAAUGCUAUGCAGGUUGAGAUCUAUGAAUAUACUGGCAACAGUACAGAGUCCUAAUUU
Molecule: messenger RNA, 2805 nt
Organism: Corticium candelabrum
Lineage: Eukaryota; Metazoa; Porifera; Homoscleromorpha; Homosclerophorida; Plakinidae
Product: von Willebrand factor A domain-containing protein 5A-like
Exons: 2
Coding region: 44-2599 (851 amino acids)
Biological process (GO): transcription by RNA polymerase II
Molecular function (GO): DNA binding
Source: RefSeq, a predicted model, not a curated record